Molecule: messenger RNA, 746 nt
Organism: Lactuca virosa
Lineage: Eukaryota; Viridiplantae; Streptophyta; Magnoliopsida; Asterales; Asteraceae
Source: the annotation of a GenBank genome assembly
GAGAACUUUGUUCCUUCUCUCUAUAUGUAUAUGUAGAACAUAGCUCAUAUCAACACUUUCUAUGUUCUUCUAUCUUGAUUGUUUCUCCUCAUUGCUACAAAAAUGCCAACCAAAAUGAUGACAUGUUGCAAAGAAAAGGCUGUUUUGGUGGCUGUUUACGAGGAGAAACCGAGAAAAAGAAGAUUAAAAACAAGCAAGAACAAGGACACUAAACAAGAACAUCAUCAUCACCAUCACCACCACCACCAUCUCCAUAUCCACCAGUCAAAGAACAGUGUAGGAAACAACAGAAAAGCCGAGCUUCUUAGCUACUCUCAACAUCUACGAGAGUCUUCAAAAUCUAGAUCAUCCACCUCCCCCCACCAUCAUAAACCGCUAGUAGAUUCUACCACUGACAGCAAACAAACUAUGGCUCCGGUACUUCCUGUACAAAAUAAGCAAAAGCAAAAGAGGAAACCGAGUUGUGUGGGUUUGGACAACCUACUCAAGUGUUUCGCCAUAUCACAUGCUAAGAGAAGGGUAAAGAAUAAUAAGAAGAAAAGUAAUAAAUCUUCGACAAAGAAGGCGAAUGAAAUAAUGAAAGCUUUUAGUAAAAGGACUGAGAAAGGAGGAAGUCGAUUUCUCUCGAAAGUGAUGGCAACCAUACAAAAAUAUAGGUGAAACUAUCAAUUUUACAAUCUUAAUGAUCACUUCCUUGAUCAGUACGGAUCGGAUUUCGUUAUUAUUAGUUGUGAUAAUUAGUAACC